This is a messenger RNA of Macrobrachium nipponense, 2317 nucleotides long. Its product is annotated as thyroid hormone receptor alpha-like. Gene Ontology annotation, biological process: positive regulation of transcription by RNA polymerase II; negative regulation of transcription by RNA polymerase II; cell differentiation. NCBI's taxonomy places the organism in Eukaryota, Metazoa, Arthropoda, Malacostraca, Decapoda, Palaemonidae. The transcript has a single exon. Bases 526 to 1953 code for a protein of 475 amino acids. Gene Ontology annotation, molecular function: nuclear receptor activity; RNA polymerase II cis-regulatory region sequence-specific DNA binding. The record is from RefSeq and is a predicted model, not a curated record.
AUCGCUGAAUUACUUCCGGCCUCAGGUGGACAGAAUCAGUAUUGUCUCCAACCGGACAGACAGUGCUAAGUCCCAGUAAAAAAUGGCUGUAUGCUAGGUGUUGAAUAAUUACUUUAAACACCUGCAACAUCACUGAAUACGUCAAGGGUUCAUAUAUUGCAAACUCCUCCAUAUAUAUACUUAUCCUUAUAUUUUUGUAAAUUAAAAUUAGUAUAAUAUUUUCCAAUCAUGGAAUCCACGAACUCUUUUAUCUCGUGGUGACUUUCAGUGAAGUUCUUAUUGUUCAGAGGGAUGCAGUUUUCUCUUGCUGUUUAUCUUGGGCGUAUAUGUCAGCUCGAGUUUUCAAACCCUAUGGGUUCAUUAGGCAAAAUUUUGGGAUUUCAUGUAGGAGUUAUUUCUUUCUGCAAACAUCACAUCUUGGCAAGUGUAUCAAUGGUAUUAUUAAACAAAAAUAGAUCCAUUACAAUUCUUCACUGAUCAGUAAAUAUAUUCUCUAGAAAUGAAACUAAUAGGAGUGAAAAUCCCAUGAUCUGUCUUCUGUCAUAUAACUUAAUUCUUACUCUUCUGAUUUACAGGUUCCAGAAAUGUGAGAAGGUCGGGAUGAAAAUGGACUGGGUCAUGACGGAGUCUGGCAGGAUGAACCUCUUCAAGAACCGUCUUGCUAGAACCCGGCAGAUGAAGGAAGAGAAAAAGAAGGAGAGGCUUUAUGGGGACCUUCCCAGGGCUCUGUCAUUUAAUGACGCCUUUGCCAUCAAGAAGAUCCUCGACACCUUGCACGCGACCUUCGGAUCAAUGCCAUACCCAGAGGAGUGCAAAGGCGACUCCAUCGACUCUCUGUCCAAUAUCUUCGUCUACCUCUGCAAGAGGUUCGGUAAGUUCUUCCUGAAGAUCACCGAGGACACUGACCUGUGUGAGGAAGACAAGACUCUAUUGCUCAAGAAUGGGAUAUCGAUGUCCCUCUAUAUCAGUGGUGCUCACAUGUACGACCCAGUGUCGCGCAGCUGGCCAGCAUCCACAACCCAUGAAUCCAUCAAAGUCCCUCACCUGACGCUGGAGACCCUCGAGAAGCUCGCCACCAUCCCAGACGCUUUCAGCACCAUCAUGAAGUUCUACAGCGCUUACGAGAACGACCUUAAGGACCACGUGGUUGCAGUGCUCAUGUACCUCAUCUCCUUUUUCUUGUCUGAUGACCCUUGCUUAAUCGACUGCACAAGUGUCCAAAAGCAGCAGAACGAGUAUCUGGGGUAUCUGAAGAGAUACCUUGUGGCCAGGGACGGCCAGAAAAGCGUCUCAGGGAUAUUCCGUAAGCUCCUGGAUGGCAUCAACUACGUCAAAGAUAUCCUCAAGUACCACACUAUGGUCGACAUCAAGCCUACCAUAGACCACACGAAUCUCUCCGUCUUUGCCAAGGACGCCAUAGCCCAGUCAAUGGCCAACCUCAUGAACCAGAUCGAGAUGUCAUUCAAAAGGACCUUCCCCCCUUACGCCUCCAUCCUGAAGGAGGAGGAGAAGGAGGCACUGGGCAUGGGCAGCCACUCCACAGCGCUCGUCAAGGAGAGAGGCACCGCAGUCAUGCAGAAUCAUCCAGACACAAUAGCCUUGUUUGGGUCGACGACGCGGACCGACCAGCUGAUCGUGUCCCCUUUCCUCAAGCUGAUCGAGUGGAACAAGGCUGGUCCGGAGCAGUUGCCUCGCGUGAAGCCGUCCUUAGAGGGUAUUCCGGCCAGUGAAGCAGCAGCGGAGGGAAGGAGCAGCAGCGGCAGUGAAACGGAGGAAGCCUCGGCCGGAGGGAACACGGAGGAGGAGGUCGACGUCGACGCCGUCUGUGAUAUUUUGAAGAAGUUGUCCCACACCGACGACCCCAAGAUGAUCAACAUCUUCAAAGAAAACAUUCCAAAAGAAUUACUGGAGAAGUUCUCUCGCAACCUGGCGGAUCACCACCACCAGUUGUAAUGGCGGCGCGGUUGUCUAGUGUUUCGUUAAUCAAAACAAACUGCUGUCUGCUGACUCCCGUGUUUGUUUCUUAUCCAGUGUACUACACGUGCUGUCUGCUGACUCCCGUGUUUGUUUCUUAUCCAGUGUACUACACGUGUUACCACGAACGCUUUUUAAGGAAGCCACCGUCGUCGUCAGAUGUUCAAAUCACAGGUGUAUAAAUGUAGUAUGUUCUGUUUUCUCUUCGUCUUCUUCUUUUAAUUAAGGCAACAAGAAAGUCACCUCAAUGCACAGACAGGAACUGUGAACGUAGAGGGAAAUUUUCAUAUGUCUGGGGACAUACUGUGAGCAUAUACGUGUAUGUAGUAUGUUUGAGUAAAUU